CACGUUGUUAGGUCCUGUUACAAUGUCUAUCUCGGGGGCAUGAAUGGCACCAAUCAGAUCUGCGCCAAGUCCGUCCUUGCUCAGAUGAUGAUGAUUGUUUUCACCAGGGUGGAGGAGAACUCCAUGAUGGUGGAAUUCAAGACCGUCUCUGUGGCUGAACUGUUGGAGUUCACGGAUAGGAAUUUGAAUGAGGGCAGCUCUAUACAGUUCGCCCAGAACUUUCUCAAUGAGAUUGUGGAUGCCAAAUCCAAGGAAGGCCUUGCUGAAUCGAAAUUGUGUUUGCAGUUGGAGAAUGACAAGGGUGAAAAAAAGAAGGGUGAGCCCACCGAUGGGGAACUUAGUGAGGGAGCUGAUCUGAGUGGUUACAGUAAAAUUAGAGAGGACGGUUUCAUGCUCUUCAAGAAUUUAUGCAAGUUGUCUAUGAAAUUUUCAUCACAGGAGCAUGCAGAUGACAAUAUUUUGUUAAGGGGGAAAGUGUUAUCGUUGGAGCUCCUAAAGGUUAUAAUGGAUAAUGCUGGUCCAAUUUGGCGCUCAAAUGAGAGGUUUCUCAAUGUUAUCAAGCAAUUUUUAUGCUUGUCAUUGUUGAAGAACAGUGCAUUAUCUGUGAUGACGAUCUUUCAACUUCUUUGUUCAAUAUUCAAGAACUUAUUAUCAAAAUAUAGAUCUGGGUUGAAAUCGGAAAUUGGAAUCUUUUUUCCCAUGCUCAUCUUACGUGUGCUGGAGAAUGUGCUUCAGCCUAGUUUCUUGCAGAAGAUGACUGUUUUGAGUUUGCUGGAGGAGGUAUCAAAGGAUCCUCAGAUUAUCAUUGAUGUCUUUGUCAAUUAUGAUUGUGAUGUCGAUGCUCCCAACAUUUUUGAAAGGACUGUUAAUGGUCUUCUUAAAACUGCUCUUGGUCCACCUCCUGGUUCCACUACUACAUUGUCUCCAGUCCAAGAUAUUACAUUUCGUUCUGAAUCAGUGAAAUGCUUAGUUACAAUUAUAAAGUCAAUGGGGACGUGGAUGGACCAACAACUGAAGGUAGGGGAGCCCAAUCUAGAUAAGGUGUCCGAUCAUGAAGUGCCAGAAGCCGCUGCCAGUGUUUGUGAAGAGGGAAAUAUUAUUGACUACGAGCUGCAUCCGGAAGCAAAUUCUGAAUUUUCUGGUGCUGCUGCCUUGGAGCAGCGCCGUGCUUAUAAAUUAGAAAUACAGAAAGGUGUUUCCCUGUUCAACAGAAAGCCUUCAAAGGGGAUUGAUUUUUUAAUGAGCACCAAAAAGCUUGGCAAUUCCCCAGAAGAUGUAGCCUCUUUUCUGAAGAACGCGACCGGAUUAAAUCCAUCCAUUAUUGGUGAUUAUUUGGGUGAAAGAGAGGAGUUUCCUCUGAAAGUUAUGCAUGCAUAUGUCGAUUCUUUUAAUUUUGAAGGUAUGGACUUUGGUGAAUCAAUCAGAUAUUUCCUUAGAGGGUUUAGAUUACCUGGUGAAGCUCAGAAGAUUGACCGUAUAAUGGAGAAGUUUGCGGAGCGCUAUUGUAAAUGCAACCCAAACUCUUUUACCAGUGCAGAAACAGCUUAUGUGCUUGCUUACUCUGUGAUAAUGCUCAAUACAGAUGCACAUAAUAGCAUGGUGAAAGAUAAGGUACCCUGGGAAUCUCUCUGA
Molecule: messenger RNA, 1632 nt
Organism: Nicotiana tabacum (common tobacco)
Lineage: Eukaryota; Viridiplantae; Streptophyta; Magnoliopsida; Solanales; Solanaceae
Source: RefSeq, a predicted model, not a curated record